This is a messenger RNA of Oncorhynchus nerka (sockeye salmon), 2062 nucleotides long. RefSeq names its product tropomodulin-3-like. The record is from RefSeq and is a predicted model, not a curated record. Bases 1685 to 2047 code for a protein of 120 amino acids. The transcript has 2 exons. Gene Ontology annotation, biological process: actin filament organization; myofibril assembly; pointed-end actin filament capping. Gene Ontology annotation, cellular component: cytoskeleton; striated muscle thin filament; myofibril. Lineage: Eukaryota; Metazoa; Chordata; Actinopteri; Salmoniformes; Salmonidae. Gene Ontology annotation, molecular function: tropomyosin binding.
AAACGUCUGGAACCAUUUCCCUGUUUGACCGCUAGGUUUUCUGGGUAUUAUGACUCACACACUGUGGUACUUUAUUCCAGGCUGUUGCUCUGUUAGUGUGGUUAGGGUUAACCCUAACCCCAACCCUCUAAUUCUUGAGAGAACCAAAACAGAGAGAGAGAACAGACCAAAACAGAGAGAGAGAACAGACCAAAACAGAGAGAGAGAACAGAGAGAGAAACAGACCAAAACAGGGAGAGCGAACAGAGAGAGAACAGACCAAAACAGGGAGAGAGAACAGAGAGGGAACAGACCAGAACAGAGAGAGAGAGAACAAUGUGGGAGAGAGAACAGACCAGAACAGAGAGAGAACAGACCAGAACAGGGAGAGAGGGAGAACGAUGUGGGCGAGAGAACAGACCAGAACAGGGGGAGAGAGCCCAGAACAGAGAGCGAACAGACCAGAACAGGGAGAGAACGAUGUGGGAGAGGGAACAGAACAGAGAGAGAGGACGAUGUGGGAGAGAGAACAGAACAGACCAGAACAGAGAGAGAGGACGAUGUGGGAGAGAGAACAGAGAAAGAGAGAGAACAAUGUGGGAGAGAGAACAGAGAGAGCGGACGAUGUGGGAGACAGAGAACAGAACAGAGAGAGAGGACGAUGUGGGAGAGAGAGAACAGAACAGAGAGAGAGGACGAUGUGGGAGACAGAGAACAGAACAGAGAGAGAGGACGAUGUGGGAGAGAGAACAGAACAGAGAGAGAGGACGAUGUGGGAGAGAGAGAACAGAACAGAGAGAGAGGACGAUGUGGGAGAGAGAGAACAGAACAGAGAGAGCGGACGAUGUGGGAGAGAGAGAACAGAACAGAGAGAGAGGACGAUGUGGGAGAGAGAACAGAACAGAGAGAGAGAGAGAGAGCGAGAGAACAAUGUUCCCUCUAAACCACACAGCUCCACCCAGACUGCUGCGCAUUAAAAAUAAAAUGACCGCCGUGCCGAGGUCGCGGAAGAUUAAACUCCACUCAACUUUAGUUUACACCCAUGUUUCCCAACUCCAGUCCUCCUGUGCCUCCAGCAGCACGUUGUUGUCCCAGACAAACAUACCUGAUUCAACUAGUCAAGGGCUUCAUGAUUAGUUUUAGUUAACAUUUAUUUAACUAGGGAAGUCAGUUAAGAACAAAUUCGUAUUUUCAAUGACGGCCUUCCCUGGGAACAGCAGGUUAACUGCCUUGUUCAGUGGCAGAACGACAGAUUUUUACCUUGUCAGCUCGGGGAUUCGAUCCAGCAACCUUUCCGUUACUAGUCUAACACACCGAUAUUGGCCAUAUAACACAAAUCCCAGAAGUGCCUUAUUGUUAUUAUAAACUGGUUAUCAACAUAAUUAGAAAGGUAAAAAGCUAUUUGUUUGUCGUACCCGUGAUAUACGGUCUGAUAUACCACAGCUUUCAGACAAUCAGCAUCCAGGACUGGAACCACCCAGUUUAUGUGAUGUUUAAGACCGGAGGACAGACGCUGUCUGACUGGCUUUAAUUACAUCACCUACUUUGAUCCCACUAACUCACAUGUUAUCAUCCUCUCUGUCUGUCUUGUCUGUCUGUCUGCCUCUCUGCCUCCAUCAGAUUACCUGCCCCUAGGUGUGACACUUGGACCCAGAGGGACACAGACAGACACCCUGGUCUGCGGUUGGUGUAGCAGAGAGAGAACAUGGCAUUGUCGUUUAAGAAAGACCUGGAGAAGUACAAGGAGAUUGACGAGGAUGAGAUCCUUAACAACCUGUCAGAGCAGGAACUCAAACAACUGGAGACUGCCCUGGAGGAGAUGGACCCAGAGAAUGCAUUGCUGCCAGCGUCGAUGCGUCAGAAGGACCACACAGUGAAAGCAGCCACCGGCCCCUACAGCAGAGAGAAACUACUCAGUUUUCUGGAGAAGGAGGCCCUGGAGUAUAAAGACAGAGAUGAUGUGGUGUCUUUCUCUGGAGAGAGGAAAGGUAGGAGGCCCUGGAGUAUAAAGACAGAGAUGAUGUGUCUUUCUCUGGAGAGAGGAAAGGUAGGAGGCCCUGGAGUAUAAAGACAGAGAUGAUGU